GUCAUUCCAGUUGUAACUUACAAUAUACAGCAAUAUUAUUAACGAAAUAGUUUAGUACAUAAUAAUACAUCAUGUAUGAUGACUUGUCUAGAAUUUAUUUUGUUAAUUUUGAUAUUUUAUAUCAAUCUUAAAUGAAACCUAACAUGGGACUUUGAAAACUAUUAAAAAUAUUUGAAGAAUUUCUUUUUAUUCAAGGCGAUUUUUUAAAAACUAUUAAAAUAAUUUAUUUUUAAAACGACUUAAUCAUCAUGACAGCUCAUGUAAUGUGUCUCACUUCAUCAGGUGGAAUUCCUUUAUUUGUUAGAAAAAAAGGAAAUGGCGAUUUGAUGACUUUCUCAAAAAUGGCAUCGUUAAAUGGAGUUCAUAUGUUUUUAAAAACACAUAACAUUGAACUAUUGAAUACAGAUAUGCCAGAUGCAACUAUUGUUUGGAAAGAAUUUCAUAAAUGCAUUAUUUUAAUUGCCAUUGCUAAUGCUAGUACCAAAAAAAUCAUUAAUGAACUUCUUGAAGCAGUAUUCAAUACCAUGAUACUAUUUAUUGGUCUUAAAGAUAUUCAGCAACCUAGAAGUGUUGAAAGAUUAAAAAGAGAUUUACGCUCUUGUUAUCCAGUAAUAGAUAAACUUUUAGAGUGUUCUGACAUAGGUGAUGCUAUGGGAUCUAAAUCAGAUUUGAUUGAUCUUACAAAUUGUAUCAUGUGCUCCGAAAAUCAUUUGCUUCAAGUCUGUCUGGAAGGUUACAUGGAAUGUUUGGAAUCAUUAUAUGGAUGUAUGCUAAUACAUAAUUGUAUUGCUGUUGCUACAAAUAGUUGGUGGUCAUUGGAUUUGAUUGAAAGAAAAUUACUAAUGUUAGCUACAACAUCAGAAAACAGUAGUACUAUUAGACAGUUGCCAAUUUUUUUACCUAACAAAAGCCCAAAUAUAGCUUAUCGUUUGGUAAAUGUGACUCUGGUUAAUAACAUAAGAAUUUUAGCUUUAUGUGGACCUAAUCCAGAAUUGUCAGAAAUAGAAAAAUUAACACUUCAGAUUUGGAAAAAUAGUACAGACUUAUUACAAGCUUCUGAACAAUGCUAUCCUAGAAAUCUUCCAGCAUCCAUUAUUUUGGAUACAGGAAUAUUGGGGUUUUUAUUGGUCAAUUAUAAAAUAGGAAAAUAUGUCUUAAGUAGAAAUACUCAACAUCUCAAAAACUUCAUUUCCAGUACCCAUAAAUUAGAUACUUUGAAAACUUUUUAUAAUCAUGCGAUUGAAAUUUUUUUAGUCUCAACCACUGAAGAAAAUAAAAAUGAUUUAAAUUGCAAUAAGGCAUCAGCAGGUAUGAGAGAAACUUACUGGUGUUCGGAAUACCAUAAAUGCCAUGCAUUAAAAGAAGCAGAUCAUAUUUUUUGUGUUUUAUAUUCAUCAACAGUACCAUCUCACACAAUGAGAUUGUUAACAAAAAAAACAUUGAAAACUUUAUUAUCUGAUAAACAAGUUUGUUGGUAAUGGUUACAAGGAA
Messenger RNA from Trichogramma pretiosum, 1491 nucleotides. RefSeq names its product protein fuzzy homolog (gene fy). Gene Ontology annotation, biological process: vesicle-mediated transport; non-motile cilium assembly. The record is from RefSeq and is a predicted model, not a curated record. Bases 249 to 1478 code for a protein of 409 amino acids. The transcript is spliced from 5 exons. Lineage: Eukaryota; Metazoa; Arthropoda; Insecta; Hymenoptera; Trichogrammatidae.